Messenger RNA from Amphibalanus amphitrite, 2068 nucleotides. Its product is annotated as protein lin-7 homolog C-like. Gene Ontology annotation, cellular component: cell-cell junction; basolateral plasma membrane; synapse. Gene Ontology annotation, molecular function: protein binding. Gene Ontology annotation, biological process: neurotransmitter secretion; protein localization to basolateral plasma membrane; maintenance of epithelial cell apical/basal polarity. The record is from RefSeq and is a predicted model, not a curated record. The transcript has 6 exons. Lineage: Eukaryota; Metazoa; Arthropoda; Thecostraca; Balanomorpha; Balanidae. Bases 388 to 981 code for a protein of 197 amino acids.
CACCGCUGCGUCUGCCUUUUACCUAGUGUCGGAAAAAUUAUUUAAUUUACUAAGUACGUGCGAAUUGGGGACCAUUCACAGAACUGGGUUUUGCUAGGAUUCAUAUAUGUAGCCGGAUAGUGGGCAGGCGAGCCGCGAGGGCCUCAUUUGCAAAAAGGUUUUCCCUGCCCUGCAGAUAAAAACUGCGACGAAUGUAUUGCAAUGAAUUUGGCAGCUUGAUUUGGAAGCGAUGUUUCUAUUCAAUUGUGGCGCUUUUCUACGUUUACGAAUUGCAUUGUUUGUGUGGGCGUGUUGUGUGUGUGAAUUUAAGUGUUGUGAGAAAUAUUGCAUAUUUUUUGCAAGGCCGAUUUUUUUCCUCAUCUGUGCUUCUGAAAUUCAACUGAAAAGAUGGCAGCAGUAACAGAGCCCCUGACUCUCCAAAGAGAUGUGAAGAGGGCUAUAGAGCUUCUUGACAAACUUCAGAAAACGGGCGAGGUGCCGACGGCCAAGCUGGCCGCCCUGCAGAAGGUUCUGCAGUCGGACUUCUUCAAUGCCGUCCGCGACGUGUACGAACACGUGUACGAGACGGUCGACCUGUCCGGCUCGCCCGACGUGCGGGCUUCUGCCACGGCCAAGGCGACAGUGGCCGCGUUCGCCGCUUCGGAGGGCCACGCGCACCCUCGUGUCAUCCAGCUACCCAAGACCGACGAGGGUCUCGGCUUCAACGUCAUGGGCGGCAAGGAGCAGAACUCUCCCAUCUACAUCAGUCGGAUCAUCCCGGGCGGCGUGGCCGACCGGCACGGCGGGCUGAAGCGCGGCGACCAGCUGCUCUCGGUGAAUGGCGUCUCGGUGGAGGGCGAACACCACGAGAAGGCUGUGGAGCUGCUCAAAGCCGCCCAGCACACGGUGAAACUGGUGGUUCGCUACACGCCGCGCGUUCUCGAGGAGAUGGAGAUGCGUUUUGACAAGCAGCGCUCGGCUCGCAGGCGGCAGCAGUACUGAAUGCAGAGUCUGCAAACACCGCCACCACAUUCUGGCGUCGGUUGCUAACGAGAUGCAUCAUGUCCUCACUCUCUGGAGCACGUUCCCGUUUAUUGAGAGCCUUCUGGCAACUGCCGAUAGGAUAUGUGGGUCACAAUUUUCCCCGAGUGGCCACGCGGCUGUCAUCACUCCGAGACAGUUUGCGUGGUGGUCGCUAGUUUGAGUGGAGCUCCAGUAGGAAGAAGCUAGCUUACUCCGCGUGAGUGUACGCUCAGUUCUUGUGUUGUGCGGCUGUAGUAAGUGUGGUUUGAAUUUUGAACCCGAGAGCGAGGUGGAUCGUUGUCGCCUGGUCAAGGUGGUUUUGCGUUGUGACCCUAGUCGAGAAAAAGCUGCCGAAUUUCAUCUUGAUGUGCAGUGUGCUUGGUUGAUGAACCGUCUGGUUUCCCUAAUGUCUAUCUCGGUAGCGAGUUAAAGACAUGAUCUGAGGUAGAUAAUCUGCUAGAGCCGAAAUUUACCGCAUGAAAGAAAGGCCUACUCGUUUCACCUUACCCUUACGAGGGAACGUUUGGUGCAAUGUACCCUGUAGGUAGGCACUAGAUAGGGCGUCCUUAAGGUGUAUGUAUACCGAUGCUUGUUACAGAAGUAAUCGUGGCAGCUAGAAGCAUUUCUCCGGUGUGGUAACACGAGACUAGCCUAGGUUGUGAAUUCGCUCGGUCCUUAUGUGAGUGUUUUGGUUUGUUGUGCCCCAAUGGGUCGUUGAUGGCACCUUUUAGUGUAUCGAAGUUCGAACCGAGGGAGAACGUUAGGAGCGGAAAAGUGCGACUUGGAGGGUCGAUUAUGUUGUGCGAUGCCACACCAACGCUUUAUUCGAUUUGCUCAUAACCGUGUAUGUUUAAUUGUACUACGUGGUAGCAGAUGAGUGCGAGGUUCUCGUGGAUAGAGUGACAGCACAGGCUGUCCUUUUUCUUCUUUCCAGUAACCAAACCAAUGACUUAUCGAACACAGAACGGUGUCUGUUGGUCACCUAAACCGUUUUUAUUGCGUUAGUUGUUAAGUGCUUUUUUCCACUUUCGUCCGCCGGUGAUCAAAAUAUACAACUGGUCUCGAA